AUGGAAAAGGUCGUUAACUACGAUUUAACGGAAGUUUCCUCCUGUUUUUGGGCGAAAUUCUUGAAAACCAGUGGUGCCAUAUUUGCCUACUCAACUCUGAAGUAUGCAGUUGAAAUUCAAGCUUAUUUGUAUGAUUCCUUGGUGUUGGACCUUGAAGUUAAGAACAAAUUUGUAAAUGAAGGACCUAAGAUAUCUGCCUAUGACUCGUGGCAUUUUUAUUGCCUGCAGUGGAGAAGCUUUGAUGGUUUAAUCGAAGUUUAUCAAGAUGGGAAGAAGAUAGGAACAAAAUACAAAGCAAAAAAUCACACGAUACAUUCCAACGGCGUCAUUGUACUUGGUCAGGAAUUGGAUUCCCAUGCCGGGGGUUUUGAUGCGAUUCAAGCGUUCAAAGGGAGCCUUGCAGGGUUGAAUCUCUGGAGUCAAUUCAUGACCACCAAUGUUAUUCAGGGAAUGGCUUCUGGAAUCUUGAAUGUUAACGGAAAUCUUCUUCAAUGGAGAGAUUUCAGAGAUCAUGUUGUUGGUGACAUAGUUAUACAGAAUGGAUCUGAGGCAGAAAUUCCAGAAUAUCGAGUACAGAAUCUCCGAGAUGAAUGGUGUGAAAGAAACAACUCUAAAGCGUUUACUUAUGCAAGAUUUAUCCGUGGGCGGGACACGGAUGGCUACAGGUGGAGAUGUGUUCAGGCAGCGGCCAUGUUGGAUGAGAAUAUGUGUUACGAUAUCACUAAGAAUUUAUUCUUGUACCGUACCAAGCACACGAAGAAAGAACUUUUGGGAAUUAAUUAAAAAAUAUUUCA
Dendronephthya gigantea is the source of this 794-nucleotide messenger RNA. Its product is annotated as neuronal pentraxin-2-like. Bases 1 to 783 code for a protein of 260 amino acids. The record is from RefSeq and is a predicted model, not a curated record. NCBI's taxonomy places the organism in Eukaryota, Metazoa, Cnidaria, Anthozoa, Malacalcyonacea, Nephtheidae. The transcript has 3 exons.